Messenger RNA from Selaginella moellendorffii, 1338 nucleotides. RefSeq lists its product as uncharacterized. The transcript has 4 exons. The record is from RefSeq and is a predicted model, not a curated record. NCBI's taxonomy places the organism in Eukaryota, Viridiplantae, Streptophyta, Lycopodiopsida, Selaginellales, Selaginellaceae. Bases 90 to 1328 code for a protein of 412 amino acids.
GGCGUUUCACGGUGCGCGGCGCGAGGUAUCUUUGGAGAGGAAGCGGCAACUGAGGGACGAUCUAGCAGCAAUUGAGAAACGCAUGUAGCAUGGCAGAGAGGGCGUUGGAAGUGGAAGCGCGACUCAAGGAAGCGGCCGCCACCGUGGUUGGCCUCAAGGACAAAGUUUGCUGCCUCGAGAAGGACUACAAGGCCGCAAAGUCGCAAGCCGGAUCCAAGAGUAACUCGCCGCCACCCUCGACCAGCACCACCACAAACGUCGUCGACAACCACGACAUCAUCAAGGAGCGACUGGAAGUCGCCGAGGCACAGCUCGCGCACGACUCGGACCUCGUCUCCAAGCUCUACCACCGCGUCUGCGUCCUCAACUCCAGCUUAGUGGAGGCCAAGAACAAAGGUGUCCAGCAGCAGCAGGGAUCAUCCGCCCGAGCCAUCACCGCCACCUCUCCAAGGCGGCUCUACGUGAAGCUCCACCGCCAUCCAAAGGCCGGCUCUUCCUGCGAUGGCAGCGCCAAGACGAGCCCCCGAGAUGGCGAUCCGAAAGAUGGUGACAAUGUCGCGAGUACCUCGGCCGGGAGCAGUGCCGUGACAAGCCCACGCAGCGAUCAGCUCGCAAACGCCUCGGCGGAGCUGCCGCGGCCGCUAAACGACCAUGAGGUGGACUGGAUCCUCCACGUUUGCGGGAAGAACUUCGAGGACGUCGGGAUCAAGCUCUCGGACGCCAACGAGAAGCUUAUCUCGCAGCUGCGAGACCGGGUGAGAGUUCUCACGGACGAGGCCAAGAAGGACAGGACUCCGAGCCCCGGGAGGAGGAGUCCGGAGGGAACCACGACUCCGCCCCGGUCUGGAGUUAUGUCUCCCGCGGCGGCAGUGUCGCCAUUCCAGCCUUCUCCAGGAGUGAUCAACAUUGGAGAAGCUCCCUCGGUCACCGUCCAGAAGAUGGAGGACUCGCUAACGCAGGUCCAAAAUCGGUGCAAGGCUUUGGCCGCAGGUAUGGUGUGGAAUCAUCCAUCGCUCAUCUCUCUCGAGCUUUGCAAGGUUUGUGCCUCGAUCUUUGUUCUUGCAGAGAUUGAUUACAUGGAGAAGAAGAAGGCCGCGGCUGUAGAUGCGAUCAAGACUCUAGACGCUGCCAUCUCUGAGAAGCUUCCCCUUCUCAAAUCCGCAACUCUGGAUGCGAAGAGACUGAGAAGAUGUCUCAAGCGUUCCGAGGAGGAAGAAGAGCCCAUCAAGGAGACGAGGCUUGCCAACCUGAUCAAGUUGUUCAAGAAGCCCGAUAAGAACAUUGAAAAGUACUUGAUCAACAGGAGAGGAAACAAGUUUGAUGUGUAAGCAACGCUAU